Messenger RNA from Chlorocebus sabaeus (green monkey), 489 nucleotides. It is a transcript of the gene DEFB121, whose product is annotated as defensin beta 121. Lineage: Eukaryota; Metazoa; Chordata; Mammalia; Primates; Cercopithecidae. Gene Ontology annotation, cellular component: extracellular region. The record is from RefSeq and is a predicted model, not a curated record. Gene Ontology annotation, biological process: innate immune response.
CCCUUCCGCUCUCCCAGCCUCCUCAGUCAGUGUGGUUGAUAUUUUCCUUGCCUACUUGUCUGAUCUCAAUGACUGUUCCUGUUCUGCUUCGCUGAUCUUGGCUCUGCCAUGCUCCUCAGGGCAAUAAAUACCAGUCUGGACUGCCCAGAAUGGAGUCCUCUGUCUGUUUUACCAGUUGAGAAGCCUCCUAUCCCUCCCUGAUCACUCGUCAUUCAUGAAACUCCUUCUUCUGCUUUUGACUGUUACCCUGCUCCUGGCCCAGGUCACCCCAGUCAUGAAAUGUUGGGGUAAGUCAGGCAGGUGCAGAACAACAUGUAAAAAAACUGAAGUAUACUAUAUAUUAUGCAAAACUGAGGCUAAGUGCUGUGUGGAUCCCAAGUAUGUACCUGUAAAAUCAAAAUUAACAGACACAAAUACAAGCCUGGAAUCAACUUCUGCAGUCUGACACCUCUCUUCCAACCUUGAGCUUCAACAUCAUGGGAUCCUGCA